UUAAGACUUAUUCGGUCCCCAGGGUAUAAAUAAUACAGUCCCUAGAUCCACACUUCUUUAUAUGUGGUAGGAUUUCAGACACUCGCCAUGGCCAAGGAACACUGUUUUCUAGUGGUUCUUUGUGUUACCUUUGUUUUUCACCUUGCUGUUGGAGUUGACCUGGAGGAAAUUUGCAGUAGCGAAAAGGAGUGCACUGUCAAUGGCUCAACUUGUAACAAAGAUGGCGAUGACCUAAAUAGGUGUAGAUGCAGAUUAAACUUUGUGCAAAUUAGCAAAACCUCUUGUGUGCCAGUUAUAAACGAGCUUGAAAUAUCUUGUGAAAUUACCAAUCAGUGCAGCGUCCCAAAUUCAAUUUGUAGUGGCGACCCUAAAAUAUGCGAUUGCACACUUGGAUUUGUGAGGAAUGGUAAAACCUUUUGUGUGCCAGUUAUAAACGAGAUUGAAAAAUCUUGUGAAAUUACCAAUCAGUGCAGCGUUCCAAAUUCAAUUUGUAGUGGCGACCCUAAAAUAUGCGAUUGCACAGCUGGAUUUGUGAGGAAUGGUAAAACCUCUUGUGUGCCAGUUAUUGACGAGAUUGAAAAAUCUUGUGAAAUUACCAAUCAGUGCCGCGUUCCAAAUUCAAUUUGUAACGGUGACCCUAAAAUGUGCGAUUGCACAGCUGGAUUUGUGAGGAAUGGCAAAACCUCUUGUGUGCCAGUUAUUGACGAGAUUGAAAAAUCUUGUGAAAUUACCAAUCAGUGCAGCGUUCCAAACUCAAUUUGUAGUGGCGACCCUAAAAUAUGCGAUUGCACAGCAGGAUUUGUGAGGAAUGGCAAAACCUCUUGUGUACCAGUAAGGAACGAACUUAGAGAAUUUUGUGUAAUAUCGGACCAGUGCACUGUCAGAAAUUCAAUUUGCCACAGCACCUCUAAAAUAUGCACGUGCAACAUUGGUUUUGUGCCGAAUGGUAAUACCUCUUGUGUACCAGCAAAAGGUUCACUAAAUGACGACUGUAUUUUCAACGAGCAAUGCACAGUGCCAAAUGCAGAAUGCAGGGAAGCAACUUGUGUUUGCAAGGCUGGUUUCAUAAGUCAUGGAAAUGACUGCAAACAAAGAAAAUUCGUUAGUGACAGCUGCGAUCUUUCCCUGCAGUGCCCAGACAACUCAGUUUGCCACGCUGAGAGAAAUGUGUGCGUUUGCCUGCGUGAUUUUGUAAGCCAUUCAGGGAGUCGGAGAUGUCUUAAAAGAGUUGGAUUCAACGAGCCGUGCGAAGAAACAUCACAGUGUACUGAAAACAGCAAGUGCGGCGGAGCUGUAAAUACCACAAAAUGCGCUUGUGACGACAAAUAUAUUGGCAUUGACUUAUCGUGUUGGCCAAAACGAGCUUUAAAUGAAACUUGCAUGCUGAGCCGUCAGUGUGUACUUUCAGGCGACAAACAAGACGGAGUUCUUUGUCUUGAUACCACCUGUCAGUGUCAAACACCAUUCCGGGCGAACAUCGCGGACAACAAGUGCAAUUCAGGUUCCGGUCAACAUGCCAUUGCUAUUUUUUCGAUUCUUCUCUCCAUCAUUGUUUCACGUAAUCUGUAAAUAAAAUAUCACCCCCUGGUUUUGAACAAUUUAUAAAUUAAUAAAUUAUUUCAAUCAUAAAAUUACUUCGUUUCAAAAUAUUAUAAUUCUCAUCUGUAUGGCAAUAUUUUGUGCGGAGAAGUGUAUUAUCUUUAUAUUAAUCAUAAAAGGAUUGAUGUGUUUGUGUACUCCAUCUCAGUCAGUAAAUAAAGGCAAAUCGUAAAAGGAAAAUUGCUUAUUUAUAAAAAUAAUUAUUUUAAAUGUCUUUCAAUUCUACUCAGCACAUCCUGAGGGCUAUGAGUUCACCGCAGAUUCCCAAAACAGGAUAACAUGGAGACUGAGUGGCCGCAAAGGAGCUUGGCCAUCUUUUUACCUCCCGCUACUGCACAGAAGUCUUAUUUAAUGUAUUUUUAGGCAAUGCUAAUUGUCAAAAAUUGACUAUGAUCAAAAAACUAUAUUUCAUGCUUAAGGGAAAAAUAAAAAUUUGAAUCCUAUUCUCAAAUUUAAGAAUCCA
Molecule: messenger RNA, 2062 nt
Organism: Cloeon dipterum
Lineage: Eukaryota; Metazoa; Arthropoda; Insecta; Ephemeroptera; Baetidae
Product: transmembrane matrix receptor MUP-4-like
Exons: 12
Coding region: 88-1569 (493 amino acids)
Source: RefSeq, a predicted model, not a curated record